AUGGGCCGAGGCCGAGCACCGUGCUGUGCGAAGGUUGGGCUGAACAAAGGCUCGUGGUCGCUGGAGGAAGACAUGAGGCUGAUCGCUCACAUCCAGAAGCACGGCCACGGAAACUGGCGCGCUCUACCUAAACUUGCAGGUCUGCUUAGGUGCGGGAAAAGCUGCCGUUUGAGGUGGACUAAUUACCUCCGCCCCGACAUCAAGCGAGGGAACUUCACAAAGGAAGAAGAAGACACCAUAGUGAAGUUACAUAAGCUGUUAGGAAACAAGUGGUCCAAAAUCGCGUCAUGCCUGCCAGGAAGAACUGAUAACGAGAUAAAGAACGUGUGGAAUACACAUUUGAAGAAGCGAUUGGUAUUCACAGAGCAGAAACCGGCGGCGACGAACGAUCCUGAAGAGCCACCACCCACCUCUUCUUCCUCGAGCUCAAAUCAUGGCGGAAACAAAAGCCAUGAACACCAACACGAUCCAUGCUUGCACACUCGCGACUCCUCGGCGGAAGUGAUCGAGAUCCCCAUCGAUCCCACCAUGGACAUGUCGAGCAUCUUUGAUGAUGCACUCUCGAAUAUGACAUCGAGCAGUACUUCCACACAACUCUCCGAUGGCCUCGUUAUUCCUGAUGGAGAUCUUUGGAGCAUGAUCGAGGAUAACAGUGCAUGUAAAGAAGGCAAUACCGGUGCAUGGCUGGAGUACUUGGAGAGGGAACUUGAGCUUGAGCUUGGCUUGAGAGAAGUAGCUCCAAGCGACCAAGACAGCCUGACGACAGAUGGUGUGGGGAUGGAGGAAGACCCAGUGUCGUGUUACUUCCGAAAGGAGCCUCCUCUCCAUCCUCUGCAGACCUUCCUGGCCUCAGAAAUGAUUUGA
Musa acuminata subsp. malaccensis (wild Malaysian banana) is the source of this 864-nucleotide messenger RNA. RefSeq names its product myb-related protein Zm1-like. The record is from RefSeq and is a predicted model, not a curated record. Lineage: Eukaryota; Viridiplantae; Streptophyta; Magnoliopsida; Zingiberales; Musaceae.